This is a messenger RNA of Fraxinus pennsylvanica, 552 nucleotides long. The record is from the annotation of a GenBank genome assembly. Lineage: Eukaryota; Viridiplantae; Streptophyta; Magnoliopsida; Lamiales; Oleaceae.
AUGUACGACAAUAUGAGUGAAAUCAAGAAAGGGCCAUGGAAGGAAGAAGAAGAUAAGGUGCUAUUAAGUCAUGUUAAAAAGUAUGGUCCAAGGGAAUGGAGCUCUAUUCGAUCCAAAGGCCUCUUGCACCGGACUGGAAAGUCUUGUCGUCUACGCUGGGUUAACAAACUCCGACCCAACUUGAAAACUGGGAUUAAGUUUUCGGCAGAAGAGGAAAGAACGAUAAUAGAUCUUCAAGCACAAUACGGGAACAAAUGGGCGAGAAUUGCCACAUAUUUACCAGGAAGAACUGACAAUGAUGUCAAAAAUUUCUGGAGCAGCCGAAAGAAGAGGUUGGCAAGGAGUCUGCAGAUGGCUCCAUCAUCGUCCAACAAACAAGUCGAGGCCUCUGGUGUCCAUGCUCCCUCUUUUGAGGCACUCGAGUUCAACAAGAAUUCAUCACGAGAUAAAAAUGCUCCCAGUGUAACUCCGGAUAUAAGCUUUAUUGAUGAUUUCCCACCGAUGGACAUUUUCGACCAUAUUGACCCACUUCAGAGCCCAUCAGAGUGGUGA